This is a messenger RNA of Suhomyces tanzawaensis NRRL Y-17324, 442 nucleotides long. RefSeq lists its product as uncharacterized. NCBI's taxonomy places the organism in Eukaryota, Fungi, Ascomycota, Pichiomycetes, Serinales, Debaryomycetaceae. The coding region runs from base 182 to 340 and encodes 52 amino acids. The record is from RefSeq and is a predicted model, not a curated record. The transcript has a single exon.
CGGGGAAUCAUUUAGAGAACUGUUUUGCAAACUGAAGGCUAACUACACCGGAAAUACUGGCAUGUGCGCAUAUGAGGCUCAACUAAGUUACCCCGAAGCUGCUGUUGCUCAAGGAGUUCUUCUCAUACUACUUUAUCGCGUUUGGCUUCCUUUUCCACUUUUUCGGAGUUCGAAGCUGAAAAUGGGUUUGGUCACAAAUAGUCGACCCACAAAAGGGAUGACAUUUGAUUCUCCCCAAUGUAAGACAAAUUGCAAUCAAAAGGUCAGGAUGAAAGCAGGCAAGUGCUUAAAUAUAUUUUAUGGCAAUUUGGAAGCAGUUAAGAAUGUGUUCCAUUGUUAGGGACCAGUUAAUAACGCAGUGAGCACAUACUUACUAGGACUUUCCUAACAAAGUACACUCCCCAAGUCUCAAUGAGUAAGGAUCCAAAGUUCUUAGAAGUAA